Molecule: messenger RNA, 4057 nt
Organism: Notolabrus celidotus (New Zealand spotty)
Lineage: Eukaryota; Metazoa; Chordata; Actinopteri; Labriformes; Labridae
Gene: galnt3
Product: UDP-N-acetyl-alpha-D-galactosamine:polypeptide N-acetylgalactosaminyltransferase 3 (GalNAc-T3)
Exons: 12
Coding region: 624-2495 (623 amino acids)
Cellular component (GO): Golgi apparatus
Source: RefSeq, a predicted model, not a curated record
GUAUCCCUCCAUGUAAUCGUCACAUAGACAAACAUUUACAACCGUGACUGGAAAAAAUGCAGGACACCGGUGAACAUUUUAAUGGACACAAUGAAGCGGACGCCUGCAGUGGAUAGGAAGUGCCGAGGAGCUCAGUCACCACAGAUGGAGUCACUGUGCGGCUCUGAAGGCAGUAAGACCUCGAACUGGGCAACGGAGCAGACUCCCUGCGGCUGGAGUCCGCGUCUCCACUCCGUCAAGCAUCCAACUCUUUGUGAGGACAAAACUCUAAAGGGGGAAACCUAAGACAUUAAAGGAUUAGAGAGAAACUCAAGAGUCCACCGGUAUGGCUUCUGACACGCAGAUAAACUCUCUGCGCAGGCGCACCAGGAUGUCUCCUCCCUCUACCUGAGAAGAGAGCGCACCUGGGUCCAACGAGACGGAAGUUCUCCACAGCAAAUCUUUUGUGUCUUCUUACAAAAGUGUCUUUGGAGUUCAGGCAAGAAACCGUGGACUUCAAAUGAAGACAGGAUGCCAUUUUUGGAUCAAAAUAUCAAGAAUGAGCGACUUUUUGUCUUUAAUCUGUGACUAAGCGACUCAUGCUGAAUCCAGUCCAAAGCAAGCCGUCUCUCUGAUUAAGAAGAAUGACAGCUCUCCGCAGAGUCCUCCGAAGGCGCCUGCAUCCACUGAAACUGGCGAUUGUGGCCCUCGUCUUUGUCACAUUUGUGUUCCUCAUACAACGGGAAGUAGGGAACCAACAGGAAGACCCAUGGGUGAAAGACACAGCUGUGAAGCGGGAUUCCAUGCUGGACAUGGUGAUUGGAGCUGUCAAUAACUUUAAGGAUGCUAUACCAAAGAUGCAGAUCAGAGCCCCUGUGCGUAGUAGGCAGGACAGUGGGGGCAGCCCGUCCUGUCUGCCGGGUCACUACACUGCAGCAGAGCUCAGGCCGGCGCUCGAGCGUCCGCCUCAGAACCCUCUCGCUCCUGGAUCAGAUGGGAAGCCUUUCUACACAGACUCACUGAGCCCUGAGGAGCAGAAGGAGAAGGAGAGGGGUGAGGAGAAACACUGCUUUAACCUGUUCGCCAGUGACCGCAUCUCUUUGAGCAGAAACCUGGGUGCAGACACAAGACCACCAGAAUGCAUUGAACAAACCUUCAAGCGAUGCCCCCCCUUGCCAACCACCAGUGUGAUAAUUGUGUUUCACAAUGAGGGCUGGAGCACUCUGCUGAGGACAGUAUACAGUGUCCUGCACACCUCCCCGGCCAUUCUCCUCAAAGAGAUCAUCCUGGUGGAUGAUGCCAGUGUGGAAGAUGAAUUAAAGGACGGCCUAGAUGAGUAUUUGAAGCAGCUACACAUCGUCCGAGUUGUCCGCCAGCCAGAAAGAAAAGGACUCAUCACUGCUCGCCUGCUGGGUGCCUCUGUGGCCACCGGUGAAACCUUCACCUUCCUGGACGCCCACUGUGAAUGCUUUCAUGGAUGGCUGGAGCCACUGUUGGCAAGGAUAGCAGAGAAUUACACUGCAGUAGUGAGUCCAGAUAUAACCACUAUAGAUCUCAAUACUUUUGAGUUCAUGAAGCCGUCCCCGUAUGGCCAGAACCACAACCGGGGGAACUUUGACUGGGGGCUCGCUUUUGGCUGGGAGGUUCUGCCAGACCACGAGAAAAAAAGGAGAAAGGAUGAAACGUACCCCAUAAAGACUCCCACAUUCGCUGGUGGACUCUUCUCCAUCUCUAAAGACUACUUCUAUCAAAUCGGAAGUUAUGACGAACAAAUGGAGAUCUGGGGCGGAGAGAAUGUUGAAAUGUCAUUCAGGGUGUGGCAGUGUGGCGGACAGCUGGAGAUCCUCCCUUGUUCUAUUGUCGGUCAUGUUUUCCGCACCAAGAGCCCCCACACCUUCCCCAAGGGGACGCAAGUGAUUGCUCGUAACCAGGUUCGACUGGCCGAGGUCUGGAUGGACGACUACAAAGAGAUCUUUUACCGGCGGAACCAGCAAGCUGCACAAAUUGCAAAAGAUAAAGCCUUUGGAAAUAUCUCCAAACGCGUGGAGCUCCGUGAACGCCUACAGUGCAAAAGCUUCUCUUGGUACCUGAACAACGUUUAUCCAGAAAUCUUUAUGCCUGAUCUCAACCCACUCCGCUUUGGCUCAGUGAAAAAUCUGGGCCGAGACUCGUGUCUGGACGCUGGCGAGAACAAUGAGGGCGGGAAACAAUUGAUUAUGUACCCAUGUCAUGGACUUGGAGGAAACCAGUAUUUUGAGUACUCCACACAUCAUGACAUCAGGCACAACAUGCAGAAGGAGCUGUGUUUGCACGCGGUGGAGGGGGCCGUGAAGCUGGAGGACUGCCAGUAUAAAGGCAGGAACACGUUUGUAGGAGCGGAGCAGAAAUGGGAACUGAAGGAUAACAAGUUGCUCUACUUGCCAUCACGACACAUGUGUCUGAAUGCCCGUCAUGAGAUUCCCACAGUGAGCCUCUGCAACCCUUCAGACAGAUACCAGCACUGGACCUUCAUCUAAAUGUGCAAACUACCACAAAAUACUGGGACAUGAGUUUACUCUACUGCAUGAAGCAGUAUUUUUUUAGAUGAAUGACAAUGAGUUUUAAUUUAUUUUUAUAAAUGGAAGAGCUGAGCUGCUGCUGAAGGGAAGUUUGGACUCUGGGAGAAACCACAGUGUGCGUCUGUGAGAGAACCUUGGAACAAUGAAGACACACUGUGUUGACAAGUGCCUCUUUUGUGCUUAGACAUUUUAGCUAUGCCAAGUCGACACAACCAGCAUGCCUGACUUGGGUAUAUAAAGCCAACACUGAACAACAUAGGAAUCUAUGACUGAGUCAGGCAAAUAUACAGCUCAGUAGAUUAUGUGUAUGCUGAACAAGGGGUUCAAGAUGGACUUGCAGAAAUCAAAACUUUAACCACCAAAGAAACAAAAACAGAAAAACCUGAAACAAACACGUGAUGUGGAUUGUCCCUUUAAAAAUACUUUUAAAAUAAUGUAAAGCUUCUUCUUUGCUGCCGUCCAGUGCCUUAGAUGUUAUUUAAUACUGGGUGGAAGGAGUGGUGGAGGGAUGGGUGAUAUUGAGGUGGGGUUAUUGCAGGAAAAUAAGCAAACACUAAGCCCAGGAAACUUUGCAAUAAAAAGAUUUUAUGGUACACCUAGUGAAAAUAUAAUUCUAAUACAGCAACACUGCAAACAAAUCAAGAUUAUAAGGUUCAGGUUUUCUGUUUUGUCCUGUUUUAGAGAGGUUUUAAUUGAGAUUUAUUAUCAUUUCAGAGGAUGUAGGCUAUGUUGGUUGUAAUUAGAGGUGUCUCUAGUAUCAUGUCCAACCCAUUAAUUAAUAAGGAUUGACAAAGUAAAAACUACACCUCUCUUUACAAUGCAAAGCAUUAGCUCCAAACAGAGCAUAAAGGUAAAUCCAUGCCUCCCAAGAACGAUUUAAUAAAAAAAAAGAAAGUAUAAUCCUCAUGCAAAAAAAUUGUUUUUGCAGAGCAGUUUUAGAUUUAUUUAGGUGUUCCUAAUAAAACUUCAUUUGAGAAGAGACUUUGUAAGAAUUAAGAACUAUCAUUUGAAAAAGUUUGUGGUUGGCAUUUUGAGUGAAAGUGAGCUGGCCCUUUAAAAAUGAGUAACAAUGAGUUUGGACUUGUCUUGUUAAUUUCAAGUGCCAAUGAAAAAAGUUAAAUAGGUGUUUUAAUAUUCAAACUAUGAACAGUAUGUAAAGAAUGACCCUCACUUUAUAAAAUGUCUGCAGUGUUUAUCUUUAUUAUCUGAAGCUGAAUGCUUGGUGUUAAUCAAAAGGGACAUUUCAUGUAAUAUUAAUGCAUGAAGGAACUCUGUUAUUCACAUCCCUGAAACAUUCCCCUCUUUAUCUGGAUAUGAGUUCACAGAUGAAGUUCUGGUGCAGGCACUAGUGUUUCAAUGGAUGUUAUGGAGUAUGGUCAAUUGAUUGAGGUUUGAGUCAGAGUGAAAAACAGUAUGAAUGUGUGUUUACCUUCAGUGGAAUCUUUCUGGUGUUGUCUGACAGCAUUGGUAUACAGAGGUCUUGAUUGUUGCUCAAUAAAUUCAGUGGGGUAGUCCUGAGA